This is a messenger RNA of Myripristis murdjan (pinecone soldierfish), 4330 nucleotides long. RefSeq names its product abhydrolase domain containing 17B, depalmitoylase (gene abhd17b). The record is from RefSeq and is a predicted model, not a curated record. Bases 550 to 1416 code for a protein of 288 amino acids. The transcript is spliced from 4 exons. Gene Ontology annotation, cellular component: endosome membrane; plasma membrane. Gene Ontology annotation, biological process: regulation of postsynapse organization; protein depalmitoylation. Lineage: Eukaryota; Metazoa; Chordata; Actinopteri; Holocentriformes; Holocentridae. Gene Ontology annotation, molecular function: palmitoyl-(protein) hydrolase activity.
ACGCCGAGGACAACAAGUGAAGUGACAAUCGCAGCGAAAGCGAUGUUACAGAGGCGAGCGGCACUGUUUCUGUGUUGUUGAACCUAUUAGACAGUAGUUGUGUUAAUACUAGAACUCUAGUAGCAUUACUCAUGUCGGCGUUUUGUUGUAUACAUCCCUACGUUUUGAAUGAAUCAACGGCGCUGUCGUCCAGGAUCGUAUGUUGAUGAAAACCCAGCGAGCGGAAGAGAAAGAAACGGUAGUAUUUUUGGGGUUGUCUGGACCGGAGGACCUAGCGGGUAACAUUGGCUGCUUGUAACUCACAGCUGCGGUGCAGAGCAGGAUACACAGCCCAGAGUGACACCGCUAAGGUUAGCCUGCCAGCAGACCACACGAACAGAGGAUAAUCUCACCAAGGAUAACCCCGUCAGCCUCUUGGUGUCGAGAAGAAGAUAAGCUAGUUGUCUUGGUGAGAAGAGAAACCAAAACAUCGGUUGCGUUAGCCAAAAUUGUCGCCUCAGGAAAAGAAAACAAAACAAGUUCCCAGCCACUGUUCCCAGUGUUUUGAGGAUGAACCACUUAUCCCUCAGCGAGCUAUGUUGCCUGUUCUGCUGUCCACCGUGCCCCAGCAAGAUUGCCUCCAAGCUGGCCUUCCUGCCCCCCGAGCCCACCUACAGCCUCAUGUGCGAUGAAAGUGGCAGCCGCUGGACUCUGCACCUCUCCGAACGUGCCGACUGGCAGUACUCAACGCGUGAGAAGGAUGCCAUUGAGUGUUUCAUGACACGAACCUCUAGAGGGAACCGCAUUGCCUGCAUGUUCGUUCGCUGCUCGCCCAGUGCACGCUACACGUUGCUGUUCUCCCAUGGCAACGCAGUGGAUCUGGGCCAGAUGAGCAGCUUCUACAUUGGCCUGGGCUCACGGAUCAACUGCAAUGUGUUUUCCUAUGACUACUCUGGUUAUGGAGCCAGCUCUGGGAAACCCUCGGAAAAGAACCUCUACGCUGAUGUAGAUGCUGCCUGGCAGGCACUCAGGACACGGUAUGGCAUACGUCCAGAGAACGUGAUUGUGUAUGGCCAGAGCAUUGGCACCGUGCCCUCUGUGGACCUGGCCGCUCGCUAUGAGAGCGCCGCAGUCAUCCUGCACUCCCCGCUCACCUCUGGCAUGAGAGUGGCCUUCCCUGACACCAAGAAGACCUACUGCUUUGAUGCCUUCCCUAACAUCGACAAGAUCUCAAAGGUGACUUCGCCGGUGCUGGUGAUCCACGGUACGGAGGAUGAGGUCAUUGACUUCUCCCAUGGCCUAGCGCUGUAUGAGCGCUGCCAGCGCCCGGUGGAGCCGCUCUGGGUGGAGGGGGCCGGACACAAUGACGUGGAGCUGUAUGGACAGUACCUGGAGAGACUAAAACAGUUCGUAGCACACGAGCUGGUCAAUUUGUAGAGGAGUUGGACAAGGAGGAGAUGGUGAAGGUGGUAUAGAGGGAGGCAGAGGAGGGCAACCUUUCACAGCUACUGGAGUUUUAAAUCAGCCCACAGUGUGCUUGAUGUGUGAAGGUGAGGCGCGUCAACUCAAGGGUUGUUUUCCUAUAAGAACAAAAGGAGGAGCAUCAAGCACGGAAGAAGCAGUAGUACCGACUGUCCUCUCCCAUUAUCGAGCGCCUCUCCACCUUCAGCCCAAGUUCCCCCGGCCCAAGAGCCUGCCAAUACCGUCCACUCCACCUGCUGCAACUGUGAACUCUGAAACACUCACCUUUUGGAAACCCAUGUUUUUGUUCUGCUUUUAGAUGUGUUUUGUUUUUGUUUUGUUUUUUUUUGGUGUUUUUGUUUUAUUUUUUUGAAAAUUGCACAUUGUGGCAAUGUGUAAAUGAGAGCAGGAGUGGAUAUGUAUGCAACAGAAUAGAGACAACAUCUUGCGUGCAUAUGUAUGAAAGAAUGUGUGCGUGUGUUUCACAUUUUUGCUGCCUUCGAGGAGGACAUGGUCCUUUGUCCUCUGUGGAGACAUCUGACCAGCUCUUGAGAGGCUUUUGUGGUUUUGGAGAACAGCCUUGCUGUAAACUGGACUGGACCAAAAUGGAACCGACUGUCUCCGCCAGGUUAGGUCACGUCAGGUCCGACCCACUGCAGUCAUCACGGAUUCUUUUUUCUUUUUUAAUUAUUAUUGUUUAUUAUAUUUUUUAUACUCUACAUAAUAUUUGCACGUAUCAUGUGACUGAGAACUGUACUAGACAAAACUGACAUAUGAUCUAGCUGUGCCAGUGUUGCCAAAUAUUUAGUAUGAUAUAUUGCAGAUGUAGAGCAGACACACAAAGAAGUGUACUUUGUAAGAAUGACAACUAGAAACAUCCCCCAGAGCUGUAUUAGCUGUGUAAAGACUUUUUAUUACGAUUCUGUUUAGUCUUACAAAAGUACAAUCGGCAUUUCAAUGCAACAAACCACACAAGUUUGAUGCAAGAUGGGGCUCCGGCUGUAUAUUAUUAACAAAUAAAUUGUGGGUGUUAUUUUGCCUCAAACUCUUUGACCCUGUUUACAUCUGGUUUUAACGUGCAUCUCUGACAAUUGGAUCACAAGUGGACAGCGCUACAUACAAGUGGAAACUUCCACAAAAAUGGUUUGUUUACACUUAACAUUUUAAUGAUGCAUUCAAGCCACUUGCCAAGGUAGUCUGGGAUGCAUUUGACCACAUAUUGUUGGAGCGGAAGCGCUGAUGCAUUCCCUACAAGGAAGUUGUCCGCUAAGACGCUUUCGAGCUGCAUGAUAGAGACAGGUGUGAACAGCGAUGUGUCUCUGCUGUCCACUUGUGUUCGGAUCACCUGAAACGCAUGUUAAAACCAAGGUCUUUUGACAGUUUUUUUCCCAAUGUUCCUUUCUUCUGAUUUACUUUGAAAUGUUGUUGCUGUAAGAUCAGUAUCACUAUGUUGCUGUUUGUGUUUUCAAAAAAAGAAAUGCUGGACAGUUCUGUGGACACAUUAUUUGACCCUGCUUUAACAAUAACAGCAACACGUUUAUUAAAAAGCCUCAAUGUAGUAAAGCUACCACCAAGCCCAAUUUUGACACACAAUGUAAUUUUCUGUCAUGUGGUCAUGUGGGUUUCAAGAUAUUAAGAUAUAUAUUAUAGUUACAAGUUAAACUACUGUGACAGCAGGUAACUGUCAAUGCUAUGAUCAAGACUCAUACCACUAAUGCCAAUCAGGACUGAACAGUGAGCGCCAAUUGACAUGGUUGGCGCUGAUUCACUCGUUGAUCCAAAGGAAUGUUCUGAUUUCAAUUAUUGAAAAGCAGCUUCAUUUCCUUUAAUAUGAUGUGACUGGAAGCAAAUGGGCACCAUCCCUGUUUAUUCUCUCACGAUAUGUGUACUGGGAGAAAUAUUACAGUGUCAGCUCAGCAUUAGUGGCCACAUCAUGGACACAAUUGGAGCCUUUUCUGAUUUGCACAUAUAUUUUGUUGUCUUAAUUUUGGUAAUCCUACAGUCUGCAUGGUUUCUUGGGAUCCGUUGCCGUCUGUUGAGUUGCCCUUUAAUGCUGAGUGAGGCGACACACUGCAUUAGCCAGUCACAUUCAUUGUACUGCAGACUCCAUGAAGGCACUGUCAAAGCCCUGCAAAGCAAAUGUCCAAGUGCUACUGCAUGCCACGUACGGCUAGUUUCUCUUUCAUUAUUGGCCUAUUUAACGAACACAGAAUUACAUACAAAAUCAAGCUGAAUAACUUUGUUUUAGGUAUUUUUAAUACCUGGGCUAGACUUGAGUCUGUGUUCACAAAAGGGGUCAAAUCAUGUUGAUAAGUGACAAUUAGCCAAUAAGCCCACGGGUGCUACUGUAAAACCUUCAGGUCUGAUUACUACAGGUUGAGAGGAGCUGAAGAUGAGUGCUGAUUUGUUGUUUGGAUGUUUGCUAGAUUGACCAAGAUCCAUCAGGAUUGGUUACUGUUGUUAUCAGGUGAUGGUGUGCUGUUAUGGAAGAAAAAAACACUUUAUAUGGGACUCAACACAACUUUUUUUUCUGUACUUAAAGAGCAAGGUUAUGCUUUCUUUUCAUUUUCACUUUGUAAAUAAUGUUUGUACUGGACAUGUUUAUUUUUAUUUCCCUUCCACAAGCUUUUAGCAUUAUUUCUCAUCUGUAGUUCUUAUUAUGACUCUAACUGUUGGUAUGAUAAUUAUUAGACCAAGGCAGACCAUAGUUUUGGCUCCUCAGAUGACCUUUGUACUUCAAUCUGGUCACCUCGACUGAUGUCAUCUAUGAUUUGAUUUGAUUUGAUUUUUUUGUAUAGCAUAUUUCAUUACAGAAGGAACUUAUAUGUAAUAACAAUAUUGAUUAUCAGAGUACUAAAAUGGGUAUAGAAAAUAAAAAUGGUAUUUGAGA